Messenger RNA from Ciona intestinalis (vase tunicate), 1984 nucleotides. Lineage: Eukaryota; Metazoa; Chordata; Ascidiacea; Phlebobranchia; Cionidae. The record is from RefSeq and is a predicted model, not a curated record.
UAGAUCGUUGAAUAACAUGGUUCUGGGGUGUUUUGAUUACCCUUUAAACCUUCAUAGAACGGACAUGGAAUGUUGUGCGCAAUUAACCUACUCUCCAAGUACCGUGGAGAAUCAAUACGAAACCUUGACAGCAACUAUGUUAGGUUGUUCCAAUAAACGAAAGCUUUCAGACACGGAUUGCAACGAGCCGCGAUCUAAGAUAUCAUCGACAAGAAAUGACAUUCUAGAUAACAGAAAAUCAUUCUCUAUGACCGGACAACGUUCAUCACAAACGAACAAAGCACGUAAUUAUGACGUCAAAACUGUAAAACGGCAGGCACAAACCAAAAAGAAGAAGAUUGACAUGACUCUGGAUUGGCUAGAGAAAAACUACGUGAUAUGCGAUGGCGUGUGUCUUGCCCGAUGUAUUCUAUACAGCCAUUACCUUGACUUCUGCAAUAAAAGCAACAUUGAACCAGCUUGUGCUGCUACUUUUGGCAAGACGAUCCGUCACAAGUUUCCGUUACUAACCACCAGGAGAUUGGGGACACGUGGCCACUCAAAAUACCAUUACUACGGCAUAGGAAUCCGGGAAACAAGCAUUUACUACAACUCUGUAUUCGCUGGUAAAGGGUUGACACGGUUUUCUCCGGCUCUCAAGCACGAAACAGAGUCAUCGGCCGACGGUGUUGGGCAAUAUCCACGUAAUUGCAUGCGAAGGUUUCUGGACGAAUUUCCUGAUGCGUCGCAAUUUAGUGAGACAGGGGAAAUUCCAAGAGAAACAGUACAGGAUUUCCUUUCUUACUACAAAGGAUACUGUGAGCGAAUUAUAAACGCGGCUGGAACGCGAUCUUUUGACCUUAUCCCCUCUAUUCAUCUGGGUUGUUGGGAGGGCUUUGCAUCUCAGUAUUUGGGAAUCUUAAACAAUGUUGUCAUCAUUGACCUUAUUGCACUGUGUGAUAUCUUAUUGCAUGAGAGCUUGACUGAUCUACUUCUACCAGCAGCAUGCAACAACAUGACAGAAAUAGAACUACUGGAAGUACGCAAUGUAGGAAAGCAAUGGGAAGGCUGGGUGAAAGCUUCAUUAGUGGGAUGUCCUGAGCAACUUUCGGUGAAAAAGUCACUCAUAGCUCAACAGUUUGGGCAAUCUCUGGUUCGACAAACUUCAUUUGUGAAUCUUUCCAGGACUGUUCGGGCUAUAAUGGAAGACAGAGCAACAGUGACGCCAAUGCUAAGAGACAUUGAGAACAUUGACCUCAAAAGCAUGGGAUCCCAGGCUUUCUAUGCAAAUACUGAAAGUGAAGAUCAAGAUACAGACCUUAAUUCAGAAUUGAUCAAAGAGUUAAAGGACUUGUUAAACAAGAGAGCAAACGUUGAUAUGUUUGUGGAGUGGUUGGAUAAUGUUGUGGAUCAAAAGGUGAUCAAACCAAGCAAACAAAAUGGCAGGUCCAUGAAAAAACGAGCUCAAGACUUUCUUCUGAAAUGGUCUUUCUUUGGGGCAAGAGUGAUGCAUACAUUAACCAUUAACAAUGCUGUCAGUUUCAAUUCGUUUCAUUAUCUCCGUAUGCUAAUGGAUGAAUACAUUCUCUUUGCUGUAGAGACGCAAUUCAACAACGAAAAGCGGCAAGAGUUCAGAAAUUUAGUUGCAAAACACAUCAAACACACAAAGUCACCAUCAACCAGCAAUGCAGUUCUAACCUACCCAACUACAAGUCCUAUUUACCCAGAUGAAGGAUUACGUGGAAGAAAGGCUUGGGAGCAACCAUGGCCAUCGGAAGCUUAUUCUUCUAAUAUGCCACUUGGUUAUACUUCAGUUGAUGUUACUACUAAAAGUUCACUACCUACUGCUCUCAAAGAAAAUGAUUCUUAUUACACUACAGAUACACAAGGCCAGGACUAUGCAGCAGACUACAGCGUAAUGCCGUACGCUUCUGAAUAUGGGAUGUAUUCCUACAACAUGCAACCACGACCGUAUGUAAACCUCUUUUAAUAUACCUACCUAAUG